Messenger RNA from Scophthalmus maximus (turbot), 1529 nucleotides. RefSeq lists its product as uncharacterized. Bases 46 to 1170 code for a protein of 374 amino acids. NCBI's taxonomy places the organism in Eukaryota, Metazoa, Chordata, Actinopteri, Pleuronectiformes, Scophthalmidae. The record is from RefSeq and is a predicted model, not a curated record. The transcript is spliced from 21 exons.
CAGCUGUGUCUUUUUCAUUCAGCAGAUAAACUCUGACUCAGCAACAUGUUGCCACCCAACCUGUUGAUAGUGUCGAUGAUCGUCUUUCUGGUGACAACUGUCUCUACGGCUCCUGUGGAGGAGAAGGAGCACGAGGAGGCGGAGGUGGAGACCACAGAGGAGGGGGAGGGGGAGCUGUCCGAGGAGGAGGAUGAUGAUGACUCCAAGAGUCAGGAUAAGAGUGAGGGAAUUCUUGGCGUGCAGCAGACCGCCGUGGCGUCUGCCUCCGGAGGUUCAGUGUCUAGUGUUCAGUCAGCGGGAGGAGGACGUGAUGCAGCAGCAGGAAGUGAUGCAGGUCCUCCAAGUUCUCCAGGUUCUCCAGGUUCUGCAGGUUCUCCAGGUUCUCCAGGUUCUGCAGGUUCCGUAGCAGCAGAACUUCCUGGUUCCUCUUCUGGUCAAACUCAAACUGCAGGUUCUGACGGAGUCGACUCACACGGUAACGCCCAGAAGCUGCUGAACGGAGGAGGAGGAGGCGGAGCUGACAGUCAGACAGGUGUGUUUCCGAUCUUUGGGGGUGGGUUUUCUCACCUGGAUUAUACAGGAAUCAUCGACACGUCCAGUCACGACUUCCUGCUCGGCCUGAUGGGGACCAGCUCAGGUGUGUCAGCGGACCAGAACACUGGCUCCAGUCUGGAUUUACCUGCAGGUCACGUUCAUCAUCAAACUGACAUCGGCGUUGACCAAUCAGGAGGCGACCACUCCUCUCCUAGCUCAGGUCCUGACCAAUCCCUGCCUGGCUCUGCCUCAGGCUCCUCCCACUCCACCACCCAGCAGGAAGCUGCUGCAGCGUCGUCGUCUUCAUCAGUCGGUGACGCUCACAGAGAACAGACAGGAAACGGUCGACAGACUCAUCUGACAGACGAGACCGGAGUGACCGACCGACCAGUUCCCCUCAGUGACCUCCAGACCGACCUCACAGGUGUUCUCUCCCACACAGACCUGGUAACCGUAGCGACCGACUUCACGGUGACAGACACAGUUUCAGCAGACCCGACAGGAAGUCCAGCUGAGACCAGUCAUCCAGCUGUUACGGAUCACACACAGGCGGCUGGUUCAGUCACUGAACAGUACAACCCAUCUGGUCAGGGUCCUGAAGGUGCAGAAAAUGUGGAACUGGAGGAUUCCUGCUGACUUCCACAUCAAGCCGCGAGUUAGACUCUUGCGCUACCGAUUCCAGUGUACCGACCAAUCAGCAUGGCCCGUGAAACACGACUCCUCCCACUAGCUGUAGGGCCCGCACCCUCUGAGCAGCGACAGCUCAUUGGUGUUGGGUUGUUUUUUAAAAAUAUUUAAAUUUUGGAGUUUGUUUAUAGACUUUUAUUUUUUUGCCUUAGUAAUAAAAAUAACGUUUCGUCCGAAUCUCGAACGUUUGGUGAUUUUGACUUGAUGACGACAUACAGGAUGUGACAUCAUCUUCACUGUCAGGAUUUGUAACGUGUUUUUUCAAAACUUCUACAAUAAAUGUUUUUUUGUCUAUUUUGAACAUCAAA